Molecule: messenger RNA, 642 nt
Organism: Panicum hallii
Lineage: Eukaryota; Viridiplantae; Streptophyta; Magnoliopsida; Poales; Poaceae
Product: antifungal protein ginkbilobin-2-like
Exons: 1
Coding region: 97-534 (145 amino acids)
Cellular component (GO): plasmodesma
Source: RefSeq, a predicted model, not a curated record
CAUCACAAUUCACAACGCCAUCACCCAGAAAAACACAAGAUCACAGUAUCACACAAGCCAAAAGCGUGCACAAGCUAGCACCCUUCACCAAUCACCAUGGCAUCCUCAACCCAGCCACCACCGCUCCUCCUUCCUGCCAUCUCGCUGCUCUCCCUGCUGCUGACGCUCGCCUCCCCGCGCGGCGCCGCGGCGGCGCCCAACACGGCGGCGCUGUCGGUGCUGUGCAACGGCGCGUCGUUCGGCGCCGGGGACCCCUUCACGGCGAGCCUGGCGUACGUGCUGGCGGAGCUGGUGUCCGCGACGCCGGCCCGGCCCGGGCGCGACUUCUACAACAUCUCCCCGUACCCGGCAGCCUUCGCGUACGGGUACGCCGCGUGCCGCCAGGCCGCGGCGCUGCCGUCGGCCGACGACUGCGCGGCCUGCCUCCGCUCCGCCGUGUCCCAGAUGGAGGCCUCCUGCGGCCGCAGCGUCGGCGCCAGGGCCGUGCUCGUCGACUGCAGCGUGCGCUACGAGCAGUACGCCUUCGCGGACUAGUUGAUAACAAAAUGAUCCCAUGCCGAUUUCUUCUUAGUUUCGAUUCGUGUCCCAAAAUCCACUUGUCCAACACUUCCCGUUGCGAUUAGCAAUUUAAUUAGCUUGGCA